This is a messenger RNA of Amphibalanus amphitrite, 3700 nucleotides long. RefSeq names its product battenin-like (gene Cln3). The record is from RefSeq and is a predicted model, not a curated record. Gene Ontology annotation, cellular component: lysosome; membrane. Bases 265 to 1602 code for a protein of 445 amino acids. Lineage: Eukaryota; Metazoa; Arthropoda; Thecostraca; Balanomorpha; Balanidae. Gene Ontology annotation, biological process: lysosome organization; regulation of intracellular pH. The transcript is spliced from 10 exons.
UGUUAAGUUGAUUUUUACCACUUAACUUUAUCUGAAAAUUUGCAACUAUGGUUUUUGAGCUAUCAUAGACAUCGUUUCAAACGAUAAUAGAUAGUAAAUAUGCCAGGAAAUUUUCAAACAAUAAAGGGAGAUCUGGAAGUAACUUUGAAAGACGUUAACAGCGCCCAUGAGACGUUUACAUCAAUUUGUUUUUGUUUAUUAUUAUUAUGCAUUCUUGGAUACAACACUCGCUUGGAAGGGCUACAGACAUAAAGAGCUGCAGAGAUGCUAGCUGGCCGACAGGACAGCCAUGUUCAGUAUGCCUCGCUUCUGACGUCCUCAGCAGAAUCCUCAGAGGAUGAACUGUUCUCGAUCGACCAGCAGCCGGACGAUGGACGCUCGGCGCGGUCUUCGACCAGCUCCAACCAGCCGGCGCGCAGCUGGAGGAACCUGGCCGGCUUCUGGCUGCUCGGACUCUGCAACAACUAUGCCUACGUCAUCAUGCUCAGCGCCGCGCACGACAUCCUCUCAGACGACUUCCAGGAGACCGAACUUCUGGAGGACGGCGGCGACCGUGACUGCAACCUGACGUCGACGGGGGCGAUCCUGCUGGCGGACGUGGUGCCGGCCCUGGUGGCCAAACUCGUCUCGCCGGCCGUCGACGUACACACACAUAUCCGAGUGGCGGUGACGAUUCUGUUCAGCGCCGUGUCGUUCCUGCUGGUCGGCGCCUCUGUCAGCUCCGCCAUGGCCUACACGGGCGUGGUGGCCGCCUCACUAGGCAGCGGUAUCGGCGAGGUCACCUUCCUGGCCUAUUCAGCCCACUUCCACAGUGACGUGGUGUCCACCUGGUCGAGUGGCACCGGCUUCUCGGGUGUGCUCGGAUCGUUCAGCUACGCGGCGCUCCUCAGCGCCGGCCUGUCGCCGCGCAACACCCUGUUCGUGAUGCUGAUCUGCCCGGCUAUCAUGACGCUCACGUACACGGCCCUGCUGCGCCACCCUCCGUCGGCGCCGGGUUGCUCCUGCUGCGGGCUGGCCGCCGCGCCGGCCCGGUCCACCUCCGUGUCCUCGGAGCGCAGCGCGGCCUCCUCCGUACCGCUCAGCCGUCAGGAGAAGCUGUCCCUGCUGCGGCUGCUGCCGGCCUUCAUGGUGCCUCUGGGACUCGUCUACUUUGCAGAGUACUUCAUCAACCAGGGCCUGGUCGAGCUCAUCUGGUUCAGAAACAUCUGGCUGUCCCACAGCGAUCAGUACCGCUGGCUGCAGGUGAUUUACCAAGUGGGCGUGUUCCUCUCCCGCUCCUCCGUCAACGUGUUUCACAUCGAGCGCAUCUGGAUCCUCACCGCUCUGCAGAUGGCGAACGCGGUGUUUUUCUUUUACGAGGCGUACUACCUGUUCCUGCCGAGUUACUGGCUGGUGGUGGCCCUGGUUCUCUUUGAGGGCGUGCUGGGCGGAGCCGCCUACGUCAAUACGUUCUACUCCGUCUACCACAAGUUUCCGGGCCGGGAGCGGGAGUUUAUCAUGGGCACCGUGUCUCUGGCCGACUCCAUGGGCAUCGCAGUGGCAGGCGCCAUCUCACUGCCGGUCCACGACGCGCUCUGCACCCUGCCGGGGCCGCGGCUCUGACGGGCAGGCCGAGCCUGAGGCUCUGACGGGCAGGCUCCCGGCUCCUACGGAUAGAACAAUAAUCUGAGGCUCUGGCGGGCCCGCGGCUCUGACGGGUAAGCCAGUGCAGUGAUCCUCGUUGGACCCGUGUCGCCGGGCAGACCAGUGACCACUGCCUGCGACUCUGACAGUGAAACCAGUGCAGUGACUCGCCCGAUUCGGACCGAUCCGGGUCGACGGGUUCACCACUGACCACCGCCCGCGACCGUGAGAUCGAAGAGCUGGACUCCGCGACCCUGCUCAGCCGUCCCAGCCUACCGCAGUGAGUGGCUGUCCGCCACAGACUGCAGCAGUGUCCGGGUCCCCACCACAGACUACCGCAGUGUCCGGGUCCCCACCACAGACUGCAGCAGUGUCCGGGUCCCCACCACAGACUACCGCAGUGUCCGGGUCCCCACCACAGACUGCAGCAGUGUCCGGGUCACCACCACAGACUACCGCAGUGAGUGGCUGUCCGUCCCAGACUACCGCAGUGAGUGGCUGUCCGCCACAGACUACCGCUGUCCGGGUCCCCACCACAGACUGCAGCAGUGUCUGGGUCCCCACCGCAGACUGCAGCAGUGUCUGGGUCCCCACCACAGACUGCAGCAGUGUCCGGGUCCCCACCACAGACUGCAGCAGUGUCCGGGUCACCACCACAGACUACCGCAGUGUGGGGCUGUCGGUCCCAGCCUACAGCAGUGUCCGGGUCCCCACCACAGACUGCAGCAGUGUCCGGGUCCCCACCACAGACUGCAGCAGUGUCCGGGUCCCCACCACAGACUGCAGCAGUGUCCGGGUCCCCACCACAGACUAACGCAGUGUCCGGGUGCCCACCACAGACUGCAGUAGUGUCCGGGUCCCCACCACAGACUGCAGCAGUGUCCGGGUCCCCACCACAGACUGCAGCAGUGUCCGGGUCCCCAUCACAGACUACCGCAUUGUUUGGCUGUCCGUCCCAAGCCCUCAGUGUGUGGGCGGAGCCCGUCGCCAUGCGGAUUCCGACCCUAACGGGCUGGAUAGCCGGGACCGAGUGGAGGGGAGGGAGGGAGGCGAUGGACGGGUGAGAGAAGCGCACCAUUCCAAGGGAGGCACGGAUAGCGGCGGAGGCGAGUGGCGGGUCGGUGGAGGCGGCCUCACGAGAGGGGUCUCCGGGAGUCUCCUUGGGCUUGGUCUGCUCAGGAUGGCCUUGAAAUGCAGUCACUGAUGGUUCUGUCCGGGCCCGGGGCUCUCUAGGUGCAUUUAAAUGUGUUGUUGCUGAGACUUGUUGCGAAUGAUACGACAUCUGCCAUUGGACUGUGAUCUGCUUGUGAUUGAACUGUUUUAGAAUAUAUCGUUAAAUUAUUUUGUUCAACCGCGCAAUGAUGUAGUGUGAGCAAGUGCUGAGUGAUCGUAUGCCUUGUUUGCAUUUUGAAAAAUGAGCUAUGGAAAGAUAUUUACAAAUAUUUUAACAUUGUUUUAGAUAUCGCUUAACUAAAAGGCGACAAUAAAUCAUAAAUGAGCUUUUACGCCGAAAGAAUGGUUGUAUCAUCGCUUUCAUGAUGGAAAUGUUUGAUGCAUUGCUUAUGGAUGACACCAGUGCAUGUUGAUUCAGCAAUUGAGCACCAAAUCUGGCUAAUUUGGCGCCCUUCAGUGUUUUCUGAACCAAGUUAUCUACUUGCUAUCCCGUUCGCUACUUUAUGUUAUUUAACAAUUAAUCAAUUCAGACAUGUGUUAUACAAAUGCCAUUGUACAUGCCGUGCCGAUCUUUUUCAAUCUCUAUGGUGUCUGCUGCCUACCAAUCGUCGGCUAAAUAGAAGCUCGACGCUGAAUACGAAUACGAAUGUCGCAUAUCACGCCAUGAUUCUUACGAUCAUUUCUUCACGCCUUUUUUUUUUUUUGUCGUAAUCGAGCAGGGUCAGUUUAAUACAACCUGAAUUUAAUUCAAUUGAAUUCCGUAGAAUUGGUAUGGUAAUGUCGAUGUCAUUCUUUUCACAUUGUUAAGCAUCCGUCAUAUCAGAUACAAAUGUAUGUUGUAAGUGAUAUUUCACUGUUCGCCAGGGGCCAGAACCACGCAUGAAAUAUAUUUACCUGAACGCUC